AUGGCUAAAGUAAACAUCGAACAGCCACGAGAUAGCAAUCAGCCAAUACCACAAAUGUUUCUAUGGAUGCCAUCACCAGGAUUAGCUGAUCUUUCGCCGGGCUUGCCUUUGGGUCUACAGUAUCUCGCUCAACUCGAUACAUUAAUGGCUAUACAAGAACCGAGUGUCAUGCAGACUAUUACGGGUCUCUCUAGUGCUCAACGCUUUCAUAUACUUAAUCAACAAGGUCAACUUGUGUUUUACGCAGUAGAAAAUGAAAGUGAUACAUGUCAUCGAUGGUGUUGUGGUGCUAAUCGAGCUUUUGUUAUUCAUGUUUUUGAUCAAAUGAAUCAAGAAAUUAUUCGUAUCUCACGUGAAUUUAAAUGUUGUGUUGGAUGUUGCUGGUGUGCUAGUGGUAGUUGUUGUGCACAUGAGGCAUUCAUUGAAUCACCACCUGGAGUUCAUAUUGGUACUGUUAGACAAACACGAAGUUUUUGGCGAGGUCAUCUCAGUUUGACAGAUGCUGGUGGUAACGAACAUUUACGUGUGAUUGGUCCAUGUUGUAUAUGUCAAGGAGUUUUUUGCUGCUGCUGUGAGAACAAAUUUACUAUAUAUGGUGCCGAGAAUAAUGGUGAUGGAGAGUUGGGUGCUAUUUACAAAGAAUAUGCCGGUUUUGUCAAUCAAGCAUUUACGGGUGCUGAAAAAUAUACUAUAAAGUUUCCAGCGAGUUUACCUAUUCAAAUGAAGGCUGUAGCUUUGGGUGCUCUUUUUCUCGUCAAUUUUAUGUAUUUUGCGGGAAAUGCUGAACAAAAGGGUGGCUCAAGUCUUCUGUCACUACUUGGCUGA
This is a messenger RNA of Rotaria sordida, 825 nucleotides long. NCBI's taxonomy places the organism in Eukaryota, Metazoa, Rotifera, Eurotatoria, Philodinida, Philodinidae. The record is from the annotation of a GenBank genome assembly.